AUGACUAAAGUUAGAAAUGCUCCUGUUAGAAGUAUAAAUGCUACUUGUCCGACUACCGACACAUACUGUCAUUGGACUUGCACUACUUGUACUCGAAACGAUACUGAUAUUAUUCGCUGUCCUAAUCGACUAGAUUGGGCACUAACUUCUCAAACCAGCGAAGUAGUUAUUGCCGAACUUAUGCAUACUAGUGCUGCUAUAAAAAAUGCUACUGGUUUUACUCCUAAAUAUAUGCGUCCACCAUUCGGGGAUUACGACGAUCGAAUUCGUGAUAUUGCCACUCAACUUGGUAUGAAACCAACACUUUGGGAUUUAGAUACAAACGAUUGGAUGUCUGCCGAGGAUGCAACUUUCAACAUAAACUGGAUCACUGCUAACUUUACUCAAUGGGUUAAUGAUCCAAACCUCAAAACUACUGGUCAUAUCUCCCUCGAACACGACUUAUAUAAUCAAACCUCUGCGCAAAUUCCUCUAGUCGUACCAAUUCUUAAGAAAGCUAAUUAUACUAUAAAGCCUGUUUAUCAAUGUCUUAACGAUCCAUCUCCUUACGUUGAGAGUCUAGUAACGCCUACACCUGCAGCCACCACUGCUCCACCUCCAAGAGCUGCUACUCCAACCGAUAACCCUAUUAAAAGUACACCAACUCGGAAUUCCGAAGCCCCAUCUCAAACUCAAAAAUCUGGUGCUACAAAAAUACUCAACAACGAUCUUUUAUCUUUGAGUUUUGUUGUUGUUGUAUUAUUCGGAUCCUUAUUUUAUUAA
Racocetra fulgida is the source of this 762-nucleotide messenger RNA. The record is from the annotation of a GenBank genome assembly. NCBI's taxonomy places the organism in Eukaryota, Fungi, Glomeromycota, Glomeromycetes, Diversisporales, Gigasporaceae.